GCUGCCCGAGUGCUUGUUACUGUACUUACACUGUACGAGGGAAAACUCUGCAACAAGAUGACCGAAGAACUGAAAAAGCCAAUUUUCAGUGGAGUGGAUUUCCAGAGUGCGAUCAACAACUUGUACCACCGCACCAGUGAAAUCACAUCGAAGCGGCUGAUUGUGAGGCGAGGCGACACCUUCACAAUAAAACUGAGUCUGACGCAGCCUUUUAAGCCAGAAGAUCAACAACUCGUCAUCACCGCAAAGACCGGAGGACAACAUGCAUCCGAGGACCUGGGGACAUUGUCUCGCUUCGGCUACCCGGACAACAUCAAGCGCUCGCCAUCAGCUAAAGCGGUGUGGAAAUUAGAGACCAGGAGGAUCAGCCCUCCUCCAGACAACACGGUCACUCUGGCCAUAACUCCCCCGGCAGACGCCCCCGUGGGGGAGUACGAACUGUUUGGAAAGCUUCUGCAUGAAGAAAGGUUGCUGGGAAAACUGGUGGUGCUCUUCAACCCCUGGUCUCUCUCGGACACGGUGUAUCUGUCUGACGAGGAGAGGAGACAGGAGUAUGUCCUGAAUGAACAUGGAGUCAUCUUCAAAGGAAGUGUAAACUACAUCUUUCCUGCAGGAUGGGACUAUGGCCAGUUCGAGGAGAACAUGGUGGACAUUUGUUUGAAGAUUCUGGACCGCAACAGCAAACACUUGGAGAACCCGGCUGAAGAUGUCGCUGCUCGCUCUGACCCCAUCUACGUCGGUCGUGUGGUCAGCGCCAUGAUCAACUCUGAAGAUGACAACGGCGUCUUGGAGGGAAGCUGGGACCCUCCAUACAUAGAUGGGAAAAGACCCACUCACUGGACUGGCAGCUACGCCAUCCUUGAUAAGUGGUUCCAAGAAGGCCAACCAGUCAAGUAUGGACAGUGCUGGGUGUUCGCCGGAGUCAUGUGCUCAGUGUUGCGUCUGCUGGGCAUCCCCUGCCGCGUGGUCACUAACUUCUCGUCAGCUCACGACGUCGACAUGAAUCUAACCAUCGACACGUACUACGACUCCGACGGAGUGAAACGGGAGGAGGACAACAUGGACAGCAUUUGCAAGAUCCAGAUCAGUCGACGAGACCUGGGAGACAACAACAAAUGGGGCGGCUGGCAAGCUCUGGAUCCGACACCACAGGAGACGAGUGACGGUAUAUACUGCUGUGGCCCAGCCCCAGUCAAAGCCAUCUUAGAUGGAUACACUGAUUUUAAAUACGACGUCCCAUUUGUCUUUGCUGAGGUCAAUGCCGACUGCAUUGACUGGCUGGUUGGCAGCGAAGGUGAACUGUAUCCCUUAAACUCUGACACCAAGCGAGUCGGGCAGUUCAUCUCCACCAAGUGUGUUGGUUCCAAGCAGAGGGAGGACAUCACCAACACCUACAAGCACGCCGAAGGAUCAUACAAGGAGAGGAUGACCUUUGUAUUUGCCACCACCAGAGACUACUCCAAAACUGAUGAGGAAUGGUGGCUGGAAGAUGAGGAAUUUAUGGAAUGGAUGGAGGAAGGAGCUGAGGAUGAAAAGAUGGAGGAAGAAGCUGGAAGUGGAGGGACUGAUGGUGGAGCUGAAAGUGGAGCGACCCCUGCAGAAGCUGGAAGUGGAGCGACCCCUGCAGAAGCUGGAAGUGCAGGGACCGCUGCAGGAGCCGGAAGUGAUGAAACCCUGACGAACUGCACUCUGACUCUGUCUGGAGCCGGCCUGUUUAAAGCGGACGUUGAUUGCCAGAUUCCAGAUCUGCAACCAAACAACAGGAUACGUGUCAAGUUCUUCUUUGUUCCCUACAAGAAAGGAGAGAAGACCAUCACCGCCGACUUUGACUGCGCCACCUUCAGGGACAUUAAGGGCUCCUGCACUGUCAACGUCGUCUAAUGAAUUCUCAGAUCGCUCAGAAUCAGUUGUGUGCUCAGAAACGCUAGAUGCAAUUACUUCAGUUUCGUUUUGUUUUUUUACAUGAAAUGAAAUUUUGUUUGUUUUAGAGAUCCGCAGGGUUUACGAUAUCAUAACCUCUGAAUACAUUUGCUACAUUCUGGGAGUUAAUUUCUUCAUGUGGUCACUAUGACAUCUGUGCUUGUAAUGUGCUUUUUUUUUUUUUUAGUGAAACUUCAUUCAAUGAUUUCUAAGAGAAGCUGCAUGAAACCUGUGGGUACAGGUUUUCAAAGACGGCUAACAAAACAUCCAACAGCUCUGAACGUACAACGAGACUUUAGUAUUUUCUGCGACUGUCGUUGCGCUUCUUUUUUUCUUGUGUGUUGCCAAAUAUUUGUACUGAAAAGGAGCUUCAGCAAGAAGCCAUUGCACCUUUAAAAUCCUUGAUGAACCCAGAACAACAGGUCAAACAGGGAAGUCUCAUUUCUAGUGUUAUUGCUUUCAAGAAGGCUCAGUAGUGCAUAAACACUGCAGCCAACACUUGACUCCUGACAGAAGAUUUAAACUUGCAUAUAUUCUUAAUAAAGGACAGUUGGGGGGGAAAAAAAACAAAGAAGAAAAUGUCAAAAUGUUCACUUGAAGCUUAAUAAAAGUUAUGGUGCUUUCACAGCUAA
This is a messenger RNA of Stegastes partitus (bicolor damselfish), 2552 nucleotides long. RefSeq names its product protein-glutamine gamma-glutamyltransferase 5. Gene Ontology annotation, biological process: peptide cross-linking. Bases 58 to 1881 code for a protein of 607 amino acids. Gene Ontology annotation, molecular function: protein-glutamine gamma-glutamyltransferase activity. Lineage: Eukaryota; Metazoa; Chordata; Actinopteri; Pomacentridae. The record is from RefSeq and is a predicted model, not a curated record. The transcript has 14 exons.